Acromyrmex echinatior (Panamanian leafcutter ant) is the source of this 2251-nucleotide messenger RNA. RefSeq names its product monocyte to macrophage differentiation factor 2. Lineage: Eukaryota; Metazoa; Arthropoda; Insecta; Hymenoptera; Formicidae. The record is from RefSeq and is a predicted model, not a curated record. Gene Ontology annotation, molecular function: pore-forming activity. Gene Ontology annotation, cellular component: membrane.
CGACUUAAGACUCUACGACCGCUACGACUUCUAUUGUAGACCUCGCAUAAGUUUUAAGCUAUAAGAAAUGGACAAAUCGUAGUCAGUUAUUUUUCUCGCAGCCAAUUAUAAAUCGUAGUCAAUUAUUUUCUACUGUAAGGCCGGAUUUAUAAUAGAUUUUUAAGCCUUAAAUCAUAAGAAAUGAACAAAUCACAACCGAUUAUUCUUUUCGCAUUGUAGUUUGUCAAUUUCUUACGGAUUGAGGCUUAAAACAUCUAUUGUAGACUAAGGGUGCGAUUACAUGUAGCGCGGUACACACGGUAUGCGGUACAAAAACUAACUAGAUAACUAUAGGAACCGCGCAAACCAUGCCGCUUGCUUCUUUUCUCCUCUAUUACAUGUAUUGGGUCAUCUAAAAAGUCCGCGGUACUUUGUCACUAGAUAUAUGACCAUCAACACACAUCUAGUGACAAAAAACCGCGGAUACUUUUUAGAUGACCCAAUAUUUAACAUAUAGAGGCCUAGAUAAUAGAGAUGCGACAUAAAGGGAUAUGAUCUAAUUGGCUGUCUGAAUCACGUGAUCAGAGCGCCAUUUUAAUUCACUAUUGCAUCUAAUGCAUCAAGAUAUUGCGUACGGGGAGUAUUCUAUGAAAACUUCGAAGCAUUUUUGGAUUGGUCAAUUAGUAAAAUUCUUUCUUCUUGAUCAAUCAAAAGCUUUAAAGCAUUAGCAGCACUAGAAUCCUAGGCCUGUAUUCAGAACGCGCUUUUAUCUUUAAAAUUCUAUAGUAUGCGUAACAUAAAUUAUAGCAUGUUAUCGCGCUAACAUUAAGCGCGUUCUAAAUAUGGGCCUAGAGCCUUAAUGGAAAGUGCUCUCGUCUGCACUCGCUUGCCCUUGUCUUCGCUCUCACCCUCACCCAUAACUCGCGAAGUCGAAAUAAUCCAAGUCAUUAAAUAUUGUUAUCACUUAUCAGUAUUGUAUUGCCUAGUGUUGUCGUUUAUCAGGCGUUUGCCGUCCUUAGCUUGAUGGCUUUCUUCCUCAGAACGAAUGAUCGCUGAGUGACGAAACUAGUUCGUUCCGAAAUAGAAGACAAAUUACGUACGAUCACUACGAUCACGUAUGGGUACACGGUGAACGAUCAGAGCGACUCGUCCACUUGUCAUGUCGAACAUAAAUUGUUACGAGUCUAUCAAUAUGCGAUGGAAGACGCAGCUUUCUCGACAGUUGUUACACCGUCGUUAACCACAUCAUCCAUAAGAAAUCAUUGGAAGCCCUGAUCUGUCAAGAUAAACAAGGAUCGACAAAUACUCUACUGUCAUAGUUGAAAUUUUACACUAUAAUUUUACCUAACGUCAUGGACGGUACCUGCCUUCAUCAAGUCAUCACAGCACCCAUAAAAAAUUUCCUGCAACUGCAACGAAUCAAAGAGAUAAAGUGGAUGAAUCCGAGAGCAUGCAUAAAUGAGGCAUAUACUCCUACAUCAAUCGAACAUAUGGCAAAUGUGGCAACUCACGGAAUAUGGGUUGUACCUUCGAUAAUUGGCGGUAUCGAGCUUAUACACCGUUCAUCAACAUGGGCUCAGUUUGUUUCAGCUUGCGUAUACGGCACUUCCUUGAUUCUUGUCUUUGCAGUAUCGACUUUCUUCCACAGUGUGCACUAUUGCAAUCAUAACAGACAAUUAAAAGAUGCGUUGCAUCGUUGCGAUCGUGCUAUGAUUUACAUCUUCAUAGCAGCCAGUUACUUUCCAUGGUUAAAUAUAGAACACUUCUCAGACGAUGAACUUUUGUUCGCGAUGCGAUAUGUCGUUUGGAUCAUGGCUGUAAUGGGUAUCCUCUAUCAGCAGAUCUUUCACGAGAGAUACAAGAUGCUCGAAACUAUUUUCUAUGUGGUUAUGGGUAUUGGACCUAGCGUCGCGAUUCUUAAUGUUUAUAAUUAUUACAAUAUUACGGAAUUGAAACUGGGUGGGCUGAUGUAUGUUCUUGGCUUAGUAUUUUUCAAAUCGGAUGGUCGUAUACCUUGCGCGCACGCAAUUUGGCAUCUUUUCGUAGCUGCGGCGGCUGGAUUUCAUUAUUACGCGAUUCUGAACCAUGUAUUUCCUGAAACAGACUCGACGAAUAUUCUUGGACCAUCUGCCGGUAGCAUGCCACAAUUAUCUAAUAUACUAAAGCCUCAUAUAGAAUUGUAAGAGUGGUAUACUGUUUUCUACACUGUUUCUUCCAAAUGUUAAAUAUUCUAAAAUGUAACAGUUUUAUAAAGGGUAAAUAUUUUACGGUA